Molecule: messenger RNA, 376 nt
Organism: Mycena citricolor
Lineage: Eukaryota; Fungi; Basidiomycota; Agaricomycetes; Agaricales; Mycenaceae
Source: the annotation of a GenBank genome assembly
CUUCAACCUGCCUGGUCUCGUGGUCGCUCGCGUGUUCCUGGGUAUUUUUGAAGCUGGGUUCGGACCCAUGAUCCCGGUCUACUUUUGUAUGUCGCGCGGCUGGGUGAUCCGCAUUCCGUCGACUGACGCGUGUGCUGCAGCGUUCUUCUAUACCAAGGAGGAGAUGGGUGUUCGGGUGAGUUAUCGUCGGGUGGCACACCGUGGGCGUUCCUGACCGCAAGUCUGGCAGAUGGCCUACUGGUUCGGCUUCGCCGCGGUGGCCGGCGCGUUCGGCGGUCUGAUCGCGUUCGGCGUGUCUCAUGCGCAUGCGGCCCUCCACAACUGGCGCCUAUUGUUUAUCAUCGAGGGUCUUCCCCCGCUUGUUCUGGCGGUUGUG